AUUCGAAAAAAAAAAAAAAAUUGGUGACUAAUACAUUAUAUUAUAUCUUUAUUCAAAAGACAGUUUUAGCCCUAGGGUAUUUUUCUAUCGACGCAUCAACACGCCAUCUUCCUCCUCCUCCUCCUCGCCGUGGAUCUAUCUAUCUACCAGUCGUUUUAAUCAAUCAUGGUUUUCGGGUCGAUAAGAUCCAUAAUCCGACCUGUGUCAAGAGCCCUAAUUAACGCUCGAACCACCUCAUCAACCCCGUUGUACAACAAUGAGCUGCAUUCGCAUUUUGGCUCAAUUCACCAGAGCCACCUGUUUUGGAGACCUGCAUCAGCAAGGUUAAUACAGACCCUGACUGAUACCCGCUUCCCUAAGAGAAGGCCCCUUGAUAAGCCGCGAAGGAAAAGGGCUACCUUGAAGCCUUCAGGGCCUUAUGCGUGGGUUAAGCAUGUUCCUGGUGAACCAAUACCUUCAAAUCAACCAAAUGUUGGAAGUUUCAAACGUAGAAACGAAAAAAAGCGGAUAAGACUGCGCAAGGCCUUCAUAUUGGCUGAAAAGAAGAAACGAAAGGCUGAGUUGCAGGAAGCGAACAGGAAGAAGAAAAAUGCGAAGAUAGAAAGACAGAUGGCUGCUGUAGCCAGGGAUAGAGCUUGGGCUGAAAGACUGGCAGAGCUCCAGCAGAUUGAAGAAGAUAAAAAGAAUGCAGCAGCUAUGACUUAAUUUCUUCUUCCUUUUUUCAAUAAAAUGAGUAUUAGAAUUUUGAUGAACUUGUUCUUCUUAAGGACCUCCUGUAGAGUCGACGGUUUGUUUGUUGUUGAAAUUGGUGCCAAAGUUCAUUUAGUAACUUUGAUAUGAAACCUUUGCUGAUAACACUGCCUUGAAAUUUGCUGCAUUUCUAAAA
Molecule: messenger RNA, 886 nt
Organism: Helianthus annuus (common sunflower)
Lineage: Eukaryota; Viridiplantae; Streptophyta; Magnoliopsida; Asterales; Asteraceae
Exons: 4
Coding region: 166-705 (179 amino acids)
Cellular component (GO): mitochondrion
Source: RefSeq, a predicted model, not a curated record